AUGGACGCGGUUAGAUCUGAAUCGGAAAGCGUCGGCAAAGGUUCCUUUGGUAAAGCGUCAAUCGGCGGCAGCUCAACUUACAGUCCCAUUUUAUCGCCCCCCAGCAAAAAUGGAACACUGAAGAAGAACAAACCGAUAUCGCCAACACUGGGACCGCCUUCCAUUAGUCCAACCGCUUCGCUCGCCGACAGUCAGCUCGAUUACCUACUGAAGAGCUUGGCGAAGGAAACGCUGAGCGGUUUUCAGAAGGACGAUCCUAACGAGGCGGUCAGCAAUGUGAACAAAGAUGACGCUGACGCUAAACCCUUACCCGCCGAGAUUCCUAACAACAUUAGCAAACCUUCGGGCAAUUCCUCUCGUCCGAUACCGCCCAACUUAAAGUGUAACAUACUGAAAGCUAAGGCCGAAGAGGAACUUAACGCUUCCAAACUGACCAACCAGAUGUUCGUCUCCGCCGCGCAAAACGACGAAGCUAACCUAAACUCACUUAACGCCGCCACUUUUGUUGCCGUUGGCGGCGACAAGUUGACUCUAUCGGUGACCGGCCCGACUGAGAACCUCACCAAGGGCGAAACGCACGACGUUAAAAGUCAGACUCGUUGCGCCACCCCCGUUACGGUGACGUUCUUUAGCAAUUCCGACGAGGGCAAACUGGAGAAGCGCAUCCUGGGCACGCCCGAACCGAAAAAGAGUCCGCUAAGCUUGAUCAGCCUCGAGCGGGACGCCACCGAUUCCAAUUUCAACUCGUUAGACGACAAAAAGUCGCCGACCGAUUCCAACCCUUUUAUUAAUUUUAUUAUCGAGAACCACAGUAAUUUUAACCCGUUCCACUCUUCCAAUCCGUUUCUUUCCAGCAACCCCUUUAGGAAUGAGGACGCCGAGAAGAUGGCGCACAGUGAAGUCGACGGAUCUCCGAUCAGGCAGGAGAGUAUGACGAAAACUUCCAGCCCGCUGCCAUCGCUGAGUAAGCUAUCGCCUUGGCUCGUCUCCCCCGAGGUCGUCUCGUCCCCGGUCACCUCAAGCGAGACGAUCAUCCGCAAAUCCGUCAUUACAACGCAGCUCUAG
Photinus pyralis (common eastern firefly) is the source of this 1065-nucleotide messenger RNA. RefSeq lists its product as uncharacterized. The transcript has 7 exons. Bases 1 to 1065 code for a protein of 354 amino acids. Lineage: Eukaryota; Metazoa; Arthropoda; Insecta; Coleoptera; Lampyridae. The record is from RefSeq and is a predicted model, not a curated record.